Molecule: messenger RNA, 720 nt
Organism: Lentinula edodes (shiitake mushroom)
Lineage: Eukaryota; Fungi; Basidiomycota; Agaricomycetes; Agaricales; Omphalotaceae
Exons: 6
Coding region: 1-720 (239 amino acids)
Source: RefSeq, a predicted model, not a curated record
AUGCAAAGAGUGCCCUAUAGUAGGCAAGCACCACUCUGUCAAACCAACUCGGAAUGGUACCAGUCGACGGGUCUGCCAAGGUUGCUUUCAACACUAUUUGAACAAGAAGAAGGAACAGACAGUGGUAUCUGCAAUAUUUCAGACGGUUCUUCUGUUGGAAGUGUUCAAGUUGGGAGUUUGAACGGAGAUAUCCAGCAUAAUGUUAAUAGAGCUCAGCGAGGAGAAUUUGAGGGUCAGAGAGUUAUAAAGGCUGUUUCCGGGUGCAAGUCUAUGCCUCCUCCAGCUAAUGUGGAUGUACAGGUUAAAGGUGGUAAAUUCAAGGCCGUCGGGGAUGUGACUGCUGUGAUUCCGCACCUUAAUGUUCGUGUUGGGAGCCAUGACCUUCAUUAUAUCCUAUAUACAUACUUACUUCCAAUGUGGCUCAAAUUCUCUCAGAAUAUUCACCUUCUACUAUCUAACAAUAACCUACAUGCGGAGAUACUUCCCCGAAUUCCAGAUGUCAAUGCAAUCAAGGAGAAAUGUUACAAGAUCAAAGGAGUGAAGAAAAUGAAGAGUCUGAUCCGCGGCAAGGGAAUCAAACUCUUCCUUCACAUUGACUUGAAACUGGUGGCCGAGGCUGAGUUCUGGCGCAUUCAGUAUACGGAAGAAGUGCAAUUGAGAAUGAAGGAAAAGACAAAACGGUCACAUCAGUGGCUCCAGUUACUGAUCUCACAUAUAUAA